AUCUAUUCCAACUGCCUAUAGCUGUAAAUGCAGGAAGGCGACAUUGCUUUAGUAGUGUAAUGUAGUACCUCACUUGUUUCGUUACUAGUAGUGAUGAAGAAGCAGCAGCAGCAAAGUCGGUUUCAUUAUUUCCGUGAUUUCUUCUUUUCUAUAUAAAUCCCUCUCUCACUUCACUUGUUUUCUCAUUGCUCAUCCUCUCAAACACAAAAAAAGAGGGAGUAGAAAAAAAUUCUUGAGAUUUUCUCGUUUCUUUCUUUCUUUACAAAAGCGUAUUUCUUUAGGGUUUUUACUUCUUCAAUUUCGUUUUUCUUCAUCUUCUUCUUCUUCUUCUUCUUCUUCUUCAUCAUCAUCAUCACUUCAUCUUUCUCAAUUGAACAAGAACAAGAAGAUUAAUCAAUCAUGAAUAUCAUCCGUUUCUGCUUUGGAAUCUGUGGGAAUGUAACUGCUCUGUUUCUCUUCUUGUCUCCAUUAAUGACAUUUCGUAGAAUCAUAAAAAGCAAAUCGACUCAACAAUUCUCUGGCGUUCCUUACAUCAUGACCUUGCUCAAUUGCCUUCUCUCUGGAUGGUAUGGGCUUCCAUUUGUUUCCCCGCAUAAUAUCUUGGUGGCUACCAUUAAUGGUAUUGGUGCAGUUAUAGAAGGAAUAUAUGUGGUGAUUUUCAUGAUAUACGCACCAAAGAAGGACAAAUUGAAGUUGAUGGUGUUACUCGCUCUGGCCCUCAUCACAUUCGCAUCCGUCUCCAUGGUUUCUUUACUCGUAAUCCAUGAACAUGAGACCAGGUUGUUUUUCUGUGGUCUUGCUGCUACCAUCUUCUCUAUCAACAUGUAUGCCUCGCCGUUGUCUGUCAUGGUAACUAAUCCGCACAAGCCCUUUCGUUUUAUUUUCGUCGAUACUCAAAUAAUGUUCAUCAACUUUAUGCUAUCAAUAAUUCAAUUGCAGAAACUGGUAAUUCGAACCAAGAGUGUAGAGUACAUGCCCUUCUUAUUAUCACUGUUCGUGUUUCUUUGCGGCACAUUCUGGUUCGUCUAUGGCCUUCUCGGUGGAGAUCCUUUCAUUACUGUUCCAAAUGGCUUUGGAUGUGUUUUAGGGGCAUUGCAGUUGAUAUUGUAUGCCGUCUACAGAAAUCCAAAAGGCAAAGCUGUUGUUGCUGAUGAUGGAGCCAGUGUGAUGCCUCCUCCUCCUACCACUACUACUACUACUGCUUGUAGUAGUCCUGAAGAAGAUGAUGAUUUUAUUGAGCUGGGUUUCGAGAAACCUCUUCAAAAGACUGCUGCUACAUGUGUCGACGAUACUCGAAUCGAUGUUUUGUAGGUUCUGUGUCUUGAUUAUUCAUUUUGAUUGUGAAGAAUGAAGAGUGGUGUGACACCGUGGGUCUUCACUGAUUUAGGGGCUUCAGUACAGUACAUAAGCAGAAGUAGCUAGCAAGCAUAUACUCGUUGUGGUUUAGUUAGUGAUGUUGUCGUUCAUGUAAUGUCCUUGUGUAGGAAUAUUAUACAGUCAUGUAAGGAAUUACAAAGCACAUUUGGGCAACAGUUAUACAAAUUCAUAGAUCUCAUUUUGCCAGUUUUGUACUUUGGUUUGAUGAUUUUAUCA
Papaver somniferum (opium poppy) is the source of this 1593-nucleotide messenger RNA. Its product is annotated as bidirectional sugar transporter SWEET1-like. Gene Ontology annotation, cellular component: membrane. The transcript is spliced from 5 exons. NCBI's taxonomy places the organism in Eukaryota, Viridiplantae, Streptophyta, Magnoliopsida, Ranunculales, Papaveraceae. Bases 400 to 1311 code for a protein of 303 amino acids. Gene Ontology annotation, biological process: carbohydrate transport. Gene Ontology annotation, molecular function: sugar transmembrane transporter activity. The record is from RefSeq and is a predicted model, not a curated record.